Messenger RNA from Microthlaspi erraticum, 1497 nucleotides. NCBI's taxonomy places the organism in Eukaryota, Viridiplantae, Streptophyta, Magnoliopsida, Brassicales, Brassicaceae. The record is from the annotation of a GenBank genome assembly.
AUGGCGAUGUUAGGUGCACAGCAAGUUCAAGCAGCAGCUUGUACUCCAGAUAUCGUUGGGAAUGCUUUUGUGCAUCAGUAUUAUCACAUAUUGCAUCAAUCUCCUGAGCAUGUUCACAGAUUUUACCAAGAGAUUAGCAAGUUAGGCCGACCUGAAGCGAAUGGUAUGAUGAGCAUCACUACUACCUUGCAAGCUAUAGACAUGAAGAUACAGUCAAGUGGUUAUGGUGUAAGCGUUGCGGAGAUAGCAAACGUGAACACACAGGAAUCUUACGGCGGUGGUGUUCUCGUACUCGUGACUGGGUAUCUGACUGGAGAAGACAGAGUCAGGAGGUUGUUUACUCAGACCUUCUUCCUAGCUCCACAGGAGACGGGAUACUUUGUGCUGAAUGAUAUGUUCCGUUUCAUUGAUGAAACCACAAUCGUACAUGGGAAUCAGAUUCCGGUGAAUAUCAUUCAAGUCCCUGUCAACAUUCACCAGGAUCCAGCUGCUGCUCAGGACAUUCCAGAUGACUUUGUUGAGGAGAAAUACGUCCAAGAGAAUCAUGCUGUUGAGCAACCUGAUGUGCUGUCCAAGAGCAUUAACGGGCCUGAAGUGUUCACUCCCUUUGAGAAUGAACAAGUAUCAGCUACAGAAGAAACUCCAGCGCCUGAAGUAGUUCAUGAAGCUCCAGUUGAUGUGCAGAAGGUUGGAGAAUCUGACUCUAGGAGUGGCGAUGUUCCAAAGAGAUCUUACGCAUCCAUUGUGAAGGUUAUGAAAGAGAAUGCUUCGCCAAUGUCUGCUUCAAGAUCCCCAACAAAGGUGGAACCAAAGAAGCAAGAAGAGCAAGCCACUCACGUCCCUCUUCCAACACCGUUGGCUGAGAAAUCAGAGCCGGGAGCAAAUGGAGCUGCAAAUGGGAACGAUCAAGAAAGUGAAAGAGCUCUAGGUCCAUCCAUCUAUCUAAAGGGCUUACCACUCGAUGCAACACCAGCCUUGAUCGAGAAUGAGUUCCAGAAAUUCGGACUUAUUCGCACCAACGGAAUCCAAGUAAGAAGCCAGAAGGGAUUCUGUUUUGGUUUCGUUGAGUUUGAAUCCGCAGCUUCCAUGCAAAGCGCAAUCGAGGCAUCGCCUAUCACACUCAAUGGGCAGAGAGUAGUUGUGGAGGAGAAGCGUUCUACGGCACGAGGGAGCUACAGAGGACGUCCUGCGUUUGCUGUAGGCACAGGCUACAGAAACGAAGGAGGAAGGGGUCGUGGUAACAACUUCGGAGGUGGUAGAGGAGGAGGAGGCUACGGUGGUCGGGGUGAGUUCAAUGGAUAUGGUAACAACAGAGGAAACAAUAGAGGAGGAUACGCAAACAACAGAGCAAAUGGCGACAGCAACGGUGGUGGUGGGUUCCCGAGGGCCAAUGGUGGUGGUAACAACGGACGUGUAAGACGUGGCGGUGGUGGAAUUGAUGCUAACGGAUCUGCUAAACCCGUGGAUGCUCCUCCUCGCGUCUCUGUCACUGCGUAA